Stereum hirsutum FP-91666 SS1 is the source of this 2161-nucleotide messenger RNA. RefSeq lists its product as uncharacterized. Gene Ontology annotation, molecular function: zinc ion binding; DNA-binding transcription factor activity, RNA polymerase II-specific. NCBI's taxonomy places the organism in Eukaryota, Fungi, Basidiomycota, Agaricomycetes, Russulales, Stereaceae. The coding region runs from base 170 to 2077 and encodes 635 amino acids. The record is from RefSeq and is a predicted model, not a curated record. Gene Ontology annotation, cellular component: nucleus. Gene Ontology annotation, biological process: regulation of DNA-templated transcription. The transcript is spliced from 10 exons.
ACCGAGUGCAAAAGAAGAUAUAUGCUGUCUCUACUCGGAUUCAGACCUCACCUUCACUCAGGCUGACUUACACCGACACCUCUGUGACCUCCGCUGGAUAUAUUCAUCUGGUCAUUCAACUCGAAGUCAACGGCAACAGCGUAGCAUCUCUGUAGUACUUGACACGACGAUGAGCUCUCGAGGGACCUGUGCAAACUGCCGAACUAAAAAGAUUCGUUGCGACGGGAAAACGCCAGAGUGUGGGCAGUGUGCACGACGAAGGUUUUCUGGUGGUCCUCCUUGUGAAUAUAUUGGGACCCAACGUGUUCUUGUCGGCCUCUUGCCGAAAGGCGAUGCGUGUAUUCCUUGUCGUCGAAAGAAGAAAAGAUGUAAUGGUGGUCGCCCUCACUGCCAGACAUGUGUCAAGAUCAAGAAGCAGUCGCUAUGUGUCUACCAGUACGACGAUGGUUCUUCAGACCCAGAGCUCAAUGAUACAGCGCCAAGGCCUAUUUUACCUGCCCCUAUCCCCUCGGGGUCGAGUAGUACGCCUGAAGAAGGGUCCCGAAGACAAUCUACGCCUCUCACAGAACAGUCCAGUGGCGUAGGCAGCUCAAGCUGUGACGUAUUAAUUGUCGAACAUCCUCCCUUGUCGUUACCUCCACAUCAUGUAUCUCAACCACAUUCUCCCCCAAACUCCGAUAUGUCGUCUAAUCAAGGCGCUGCUACUUCGGGAUCGUCAUGGCUGGGUCCAUCCCUACCGGUUGAGGAAUCUAUCCUGGGUCCUCUCGAACCAGUGGAUGCAUCACCUAAAUUACCAGAUCUAAUGCAAGACGACCCCGAAAACAUGUUUCCCGGGAUUUUACUACAAGCUACUCUACCAGCAGACCUUGCCACGCACUUACGUGCGGAGUUUCUCACUCGGGGAACCUGCAUGGGACUUCGUAUGAUAUCCGAAAAGCUGGACGCCAUCGCUCGUGGAGAUCUAUCUGGCGCCCUCGUCCAUCCCAUCUUCAUCCACCUUGCACAUCUACUAGGGUGCGUCUUCUAUAUGGACGACCUUAAGCGGCCCGUCACCCCAGAAAUCGAGGCCUCCUACUUCCAGCUCGUCGAAGAGAUGCUGUCCACCGUCCCUGUCACCCUCACGCCCGUAGAGCACGUCCAGACCUGCUCACUAUUCACCAUUUACCUCUUCUUCAAACAACGAUGGAGCGACGCCCAGAGCAUGGGACGAAGAGCGAACGACGUUAUCCUGCAAUGCGACAUGCACAUCACGCUUUCCGCGUAUGACGUGGAGGCGAUCGCUCUACGGCGUGCACAACGACCGUCACACGGUGCGUAUGGGCAUUUACAGGCGGUGGACGAGGUAGACGAGGAGAAGUCGGCGCUGUGUUAUGCCCUGUAUCUGGAUAAGAUCGGGCAGAUGAUGUUUUCGUUGCCACUUUGUCUGCCACCGCAUUUGGAUGACGAGUUUAGAGCGUUGGCGACCCUUGAACGGUCACCAGAUCCAACGAACACUGUUUUGUCUCGCACGAUCAGCGCUUGGCUCUUCCAGGAGACAAGGGCAUUUAUCACUCAGUGGCGCCUCUACGCCGUUCCCGAAGACCCUGGCAUAGAACCACCCUGGUACGAAACCUACACCACCCUCAUCCGCAGAACAGAGCAACAUAUCGGCAGCACGAGACUCACCACGACGAAGUUCGAUCUCGUUCUAAACGAUCCUAUGGGCAAGCUCUCCUGCAAAACGGAUACGAUAUUGGCGUUGACUGCGCUCGCUAACGUGCAUAGCGUUGUGGCGAACGCGCUCGACCAUGAGGAUUCGCAUCAUAAAGCUGUGGAUGCCGUGGUGGAGAUCGUUAGUAUCUCGGAUGGGUUCCGCGGUGAGGAUUAUAAUUCUUUGGAUAGCACUUUGAUGCUAUGCUGGAACGUGGCUCAAGAGAUUCUGGAGCAAGAGCGCGUUCGAGCUACCGUAUUCGGCACGGAGUGUUAUGGUCAUCGGGUCGGGAUACAUGCAGCGAAUCUCUCGUCCCUAGUGAACAGCCUGCGUCGGUGUAUGAGAGCGAUGAAGGCGACUCCUCCGUUCGUUUUUGCGGAGCUAUAGCGUUCUCAUCUGUAUUUAUUUUGGUAUGCUUUCGUAGCUUUCGCACUUUUACCGUACACCAGAAUAUUUAUCGGAGUUUAUAUG